Messenger RNA from Dipodomys spectabilis (banner-tailed kangaroo rat), 3769 nucleotides. RefSeq names its product ETS transcription factor ELK3 (gene Elk3). Lineage: Eukaryota; Metazoa; Chordata; Mammalia; Rodentia; Heteromyidae. The coding region runs from base 102 to 1325 and encodes 407 amino acids. Gene Ontology annotation, cellular component: nucleus. Gene Ontology annotation, biological process: regulation of transcription by RNA polymerase II; cell differentiation. The record is from RefSeq and is a predicted model, not a curated record. The transcript is spliced from 5 exons. Gene Ontology annotation, molecular function: sequence-specific DNA binding; DNA-binding transcription factor activity, RNA polymerase II-specific.
GCAUGGAAAGUCGGGGGCUUUCGCCCGGGUCCUCCUAGAAACUCCUCCCGGAGAAGGAUCGGGAAAGCCGCCCACCCCUCCCACCACCCCCACGUCUGGGUAUGGAGAGUGCAAUCACACUGUGGCAGUUCCUCUUGCAGUUGCUGCUUGAUCAGAAGCACGAACACUUGAUCUGCUGGACGUCGAAUGAUGGUGAGUUCAAACUCCUCAAGGCGGAGGAGGUGGCCAAGCUGUGGGGACUUCGCAAGAACAAGACGAACAUGAACUACGACAAGUUGAGCAGAGCCCUGCGGUACUACUAUGACAAGAAUAUCAUCAAGAAGGUGAUUGGGCAGAAGUUUGUGUACAAGUUCGUCUCUUUCCCGGAGAUCCUGAAGAUGGAUCCUCACACAGUGGAGACGAGCCGCGAGAGCCUGCUGCUGCAGGACAGCCACUGCAAGGGGCCCUCCGAGGGCCGGGAGAUCCACAAGCACAGCUUGUCCGCCCUCAAAAGCACCAGCCGCAACGAGUACCUCCACUCAGGCCUGUACUCCUCCUUCACCAUCAACUCCCUGCAGAACCCCCCAGAGGCCUUCAAAGCCAUCAAGACCGAGAAGCUGGAGGAGCCAUCGGAAGACAGCCCCCCUGUGGAGGAAGUCAGGACUGUGAUCAGGUUUGUGACCAACAAAGCUGACAAGCACGUCACCCGGCCAGUUGUGUCCCUGCCCUCCACGUCUGAGGCUGCAGCCGCCUCCGCCUUCCUGGCUUCCUCGGUCUCCGCCAAGAUCUCCUCUUUAAUGUUGCCAAAUGCCGCCAGCAUUUCGUCUGCAUCGCCUUCCUCAUCUCGGUCCCCAUCCCUGUCCCCCAACUCGCCCCUCCCUUCUGAACACAGAAGCCUCUUCCUAGAGGCCGCCUGCCAUGACUCGGAUCCCCUGGAGCCCUUGAACCUGUCAUCCGGCUCCAAGACCAAGUCUCCAUCCCUUCCCCCAAAGGGCAAAAAACCCAAAGGCUUGGAAAUCUCCGCACCCCCGCUGGUGCUCUCGGGCACCGACCUUGGCUCCAUCGCCCUCAACAGCCCAGCCCUGCCCUCGGGGUCCCUCACCCCAGCCUUCUUCACUGCACAGACACCAAAUGGAUUGCUUCUGACACCAAGUCCGCUGCUUUCCAGCAUACAUUUCUGGAGCAGCCUUAGUCCAGUUGCUCCGCUGAGUCCCGCCAGGCUGCAAGGGCCAAAUACGCUUUUCCAGUUCCCCACACUGCUUAAUGGCCACAUGCCGGUGCCAAUCCCCAGUUUGGACAGAGCUGCUUCCCCAGUACUGCUUUCCUCAAGCUCUCAGAAGUCCUGAUGACAUCUGGACACAACUAAGGACUCGUAAACUGAAGAAACAAAUUUGUCCCCAUGGGCUCAAUUACCUGUCGUGAAGACAUCGUGAAACCCUCUGUUAAUUUGGUUUGCACUUUUCAUCACAUGGAUAUUCUAGAAUUAUGUUCGCAUUCAAAAAAUCUGUUUAUAUAUUCAAGUAUGUAUGAAAAUCUGUUUUGCAUUAAAUGUCUCAAUGUUUUUGUUUUUAUAUCCUCUCAGCUCUUAAGUGUUGAACACUGUUGACAGUGAAGAACUUUCCUUAAUGUUUUCAAUGUAACUAAUAAGGAUGUGAAGCUUUUCUUCUCUUUAACUCUGCAUAUGCUGAACCGUGCUUAUAUACAUACUAUAACCAGCUGUGCCUUCCUUUGCAUUUAGUUUUAUGUAAAUGAUUUAUAUAUUUUUUAGUCUUAAGGAAAUGUUGAAAGACAAAAAUUAGUACCAAACAUCUCUAGUAGGAUUUUGUUACUUUUCACAAGUAGGCCAAAUAUGAAAGCAUAUUCGUAUCACUUACUUUCUCUUUUGCUUUCAAUUAUAUACGAAUUGCCUUAGAACUUCUUUUGAACUGAAACUCAGUAAAUGUAAUGUCCGAGUAAUGUUUUUUAUAAGAAAAAAAUCUAAGCCAUAUUUAGUCAAUAAACAUUCAUCAAAGAAAAUGUUCUAAAGUGCAUUUAUUUUAAUAGAGAUGAACAUUGAAAGGCUAGUCUCUUAACAGCUCUCAUCCUAAGAAAAAGUGACACGCAGAAAGCUCCAUCAACCUCACACCACCCAAAGCUGGAGAAUAUUUCCUAGUUUUGAAUAGUUCAAAACUUUAGUCCUAUUUUCCAUACUCGCACCCAUAUGUAUUUCCUGUAGGAGUUAGGGUUUUCCUAAAAUCUAGGAACUGUAAUUAACACUUGAAAAUCUAAACGUUUGGAAGAUACUCAGCCUCGACAAAUUAAUUUUGUUAACACCAGACAUCUUUUGUAACACCCUGACAUCGUUGGGCCCAUAAGCAGUUUUUUUUAAUGAAUCAGAAAAUGUCCCAUAACACAAAUACUGUAAGUCCUGCAUGAGGAAACAGAGAUGCACUGUUUUAUAUAUAUUACUAAACUUACGGUGACAAUGAAGGAAAGCUGAUAAAAAUUCUUCAGGAACUUCCUCAUUGAGGAACUGAAUUCAUUAUGUAUCAAUGGAAAGAAACACUGCAGUGAAUCCAUUUGUGGUUUAUAAUCCUAGUAACUGGUGUUUUCUGUUCUCAAAAAAAAAAAAAAAGCCAGUAGGCAUGACUCCAGAAGCAUCAAGACAAAGUGAACUACAGAGUGCUAUAACUUUAAGAUUAGGUUAAUCAUAAUUAGGUUUAUGGUGAUCUUUGUAAGUACCAGAAACCAACUUGAAAUGUUACUAAAUAAUUGGCCCAAAUAAGACAUUAAAUGGUGGGGGUUAUGAAGACAGGUAAAAUACAAAGCUUGUAAAAGCUAGUAUCUUGAACUUGGAACAACAUCUAAAAUUAUGUUUAGAUAUGAAUUGAGACUUUUAAUAGGAAUUGUAUGGGGGGGGAGGGGUAUGGGCCUUUACUGAGGGGAGAAAACAAAAACUCCAUUAAGCCUUUACCAAAUAACAGUCCUGGCUCCAAAACACCACAAAUACGUGCUCCUCUCAAUUCCUUGUAGACUAAGGAUAAUUCUGUACUAAAAUAAAAAGAGCUGGUUCAGGGAACUGUUACUGAGCACAAAUUCACAAGCCCAAAAGGGCUUCUGAAAAUGCUUUCCUCUAGCUCCCUGGUAUACCACGCAUAGGGUGAAGCUGGGAGGAGUCCAGUGCCACACAGCUCACUGUCCAAUCCUGCUUCCCCUAAUUAAGAGUGACUAUUGGUCCAAGACUGUGUGUUAGGUAAAGAAACAGGUAAAGAUGAUGUAUUGGAAACUGUUGUCAUUUAAGCACUUGUUCAAAAUGCAAGAAUCUUAUAAAAGUUAACGUGCAAGAAUUUCAAUAAAAUAUUGCCAGUACAUAGUUUAAAAUGUCAAUUGAAAAUGUUCAAAUGACUAUAAAUCUUCUUCUUUUCCUGCAAAUACUGUGAUUGUCUACUCCAUAUACAGUAUUAGACAGAAAAAUGCCACAAAAUACUGUAGGGUUCAACGUUACUACCCAACUGUAAUGUGGAGUCACAAAGAACUGCUAGCUCUGCCUCCUGUGCAUGUGUGUAUAUGUAACAAGUAUUUUAGUCAGAAAAUGUUACAAAGAACAUUAGUCCCCCUCCCACCCUUUUUUAUGUCUGCUUGUCUGUGUUAAGCUGCAAUGCCUGGGGUUUGUUCAAACUAUAUAUCCUGAAUGCUGGUCUGUGUACAGACUUUUUCUAUGACUGCAAAUCUUCAUUCUCUUUCAUACAUGUACAAUUUAUACUGUGAUAUUAUUUUUGUUUAAUAAAUACUUUGUGAUAAAAGGAAUUUA